Molecule: messenger RNA, 474 nt
Organism: Knipowitschia caucasica
Lineage: Eukaryota; Metazoa; Chordata; Actinopteri; Gobiiformes; Gobiidae
Source: the annotation of a GenBank genome assembly
AUGCGUGUUGCAGACAGACUGGAAGCGGAAGCAAAGAUGACUGUCCACAAUCUCUACAUUUUUGACCGAAACGGAAACUGUCUUUUUUAUAACGAGUGGAACCGUAAGAAGCAGGCGGGAAUCUCCAAAGAUGAGGAGUUCAAACUCAUGUACGGGAUGUUGUUCUCCAUCAAGUCCUUCGUCAAUAAAAUGUCUCCACUAGACAUGAAAGAGGGCUUCUUGUCGUUUCAAACCAGUAAAUACAAACUUCACUUCUACGAGACGCCGACAGGACUGAAGUUUGUGCUGAACACAGAUCUGAGUGUUUCCAACGCCCGAGACUCGCUGCAGCACCUGUACAGCAACAUCUACGUGGAACAUGUGGUGAAGAAUCCUCUGGUCCCUGAAGCUCAGACUCUGGACUCUGAGAUCUUCUGCUCCAAACUGGACUCGUUCAUCAAAGCCCUGCCCUUCUACAGCCCCAGGGCGGCUUAG